Messenger RNA from Acyrthosiphon pisum (pea aphid), 2718 nucleotides. RefSeq names its product protein draper. The record is from RefSeq and is a predicted model, not a curated record. The coding region runs from base 262 to 2454 and encodes 730 amino acids. The transcript has 14 exons. Gene Ontology annotation, biological process: heterophilic cell-cell adhesion. Gene Ontology annotation, molecular function: scavenger receptor activity. Lineage: Eukaryota; Metazoa; Arthropoda; Insecta; Hemiptera; Aphididae.
CGACAUUAUUGACCACCGCUGCAGUCGUCCGGCGCUUUUCGAACGACAGUCGGAAAACUCGCUCCGUAUAACCGUGGUGUACUUACACGUUGAGCACUCCGCAGUGUUUGCUCAAGUUUCGACGACAUCGCCACUGUGCGUAUACUCGGAUUGUGGCGGGUGCUUAAUCGUACAUCAAUCACCAACACGGUCGCCGCCGAUGGAUCAAGUUCCCGGGUAGUUGUACUUAGUUUCAUUAUUUACUGCUACACGGUCAACAGCAUGGAUGGUCGGUUCAUUCUUGUGACCGGGGUCGUGGUCUUCGGGCUGUGCGGCCCCUGUCUCGUGUCCUCCACCACCAGCAUCUCCAACGGAUCUUCUAUCGAAACCUUCACUGGACAUUCCAUCGACAACUUAAUGGAAUUUGUCACAAAAAAACCGAAGUUUGUCAACGAAACUAUAGAUUUCGUCCCUAACAAUUUCACGGAUUUCGUCCUUAACCAUAAUUUCACAGAUGUUAUUAAUAACACCACAACAUUUAUCAUUGGAAAUUUCACAAAAUUUACAAUUGACAAUACCACGAAAUUAAUCUUUGAAAAUUCCACCGGUCCCAAACUUACCGGACCGUUCGUAUGCACAGUAAUUAAAAAUUACAAAUCAAAAAAAAUAACCACUAACUAUGAAAUCCGUUCGUUCAAAACUCCAUAUUUCUGUUUCAAUAAUUGGAAAUUAAUUUGUUAUAUUGUAAAUGAAACUGCAGUUCCAAUUCAAACCGAAACCUCAGAAAACAAUCUUAUAUUAACCAAUACAUGCUGCAAUGGUUACGAAAAAACACCGAAUGAGGCAAAAUGCCGUCCUGUCUGUAAAGAUCCUUGUGUAUGGGGCACAUGUAUUUCACCGAAUGUGUGCAGCUGUGACGAAUAUUACGAUGGACCUACUUGCCGCAUACGGAUAGGUUGUCCACUGGGGAAAUUUGGAUUUGAUUGUACGCAAACGUGUCAAUGUCAAAAUAAUGCUACUUGCAAUUAUUUAAAUGGUAAUUGUUCUUGUCAGCAAGGAUAUUGGGGAAAAUAUUGUGAAGAUCCAUGUCCACCAGGAUAUUAUGGUCAUAAAUGCCAAAAUGUAUGUAAAUGUCAAACUGGUGCAAAAUGUGAUCCUGUAAAUGGUGCUUGUAACUGUUCACCAGGAUACACAGGAACUAACUGUGAAGUACAAUGUCCCCCAGGAUUUUAUGGUUAUAAAUGCCAAAGUGAAUGCAAAUAUCAAAAUGGUACAAAAUGCGAUAUAUUUAAUGGUAAUUGUACUUGUCUACCUGGAUCUGAAGAACACGAUGCUGAAUUAAAUGAAUGCAACUGUCAAAAUGGUACAUUAUGUGGUUCAGUAAAUGAAACUUGCUCUUGCCAACCAGAACAUGCAGGAAAUAAUUGCAAAUUUACUUGUCCUCCGGGCUAUUAUGGAAAAAGUUGUCAGAAUCCAUGUAAAUGUCAAAACGGCGGGAAAUGUAACGCAGUAAACGGCGAUUGUGCUUGUAGUCCAGGAUUUACUGGAGAAUAUUGCUCGUUGACUUGUCCGUCAGGAUUCUAUGGCUAUCAAUGUCAAUACGAAUGUAAAUGCCAAAGUGGUGCCCUGUGUGAUCCAGUUAUUGGUGUUUGUGUCAGUGAAUCUGGUUUGACCGACAAAGAUUGUGAGAAGGUUUGUCCACCUGGUACGUACGGUGUAGAUUGCAACUCAACUUGCAGAUGUCAAAACGAAUCAAAAUGUAGGGUGACCGACGGAGUUUGUUUGUGUGAACCCGGAUUUUCCGGACCCACGUGCUCAGAAGCUUGUCCCAAAAAUUAUUAUGGAGAAAUGUGUAUGCAUAAGUGUAUGUGCGAUGUGACCACGGAAAUUUGUAAUCAUAUUGAAGGAUGUGUAGCAUGCAACAGCAGUUUUUCAAAUGACAGUGAAUGCAUCGAUGCUCUUCAGUUAGAUCCAAUAAACAAUGAAACUGUUUGGAUUUCUGACAUCUUGGUUAUUUUGAGCUUCUUGAUAAUGUCAACAAUAUGCAUGGCGGUAAUGAUGUGCUGCUAUUACUACUAUAACCAACGUCAAAUUCAAAAAUGUAAUCUAGGGCACGUGAACAAUUUUGAACUUCGAAAGUCUACUUCCAUAGAAUCAAACCCUAACAUUGAAGUAAUUUGCACUACCAGCAAUUGCGGUAUGAACAUUGAAAAUGGCAUGGUUGAUUCUAGAAAAACAAUGAUCGGCUAUACGAACACAACGUUUUAUAACAAUUAUUCGUAUGACAAUAGUGUUGAUGAUGAUACCGGUGAAAACUUGUACUUGGAAAUUGACGAAAGUACUCUUAAACGUGCAGAAGAUUUGUACGAUCGUCUAGAUUUCCUACGUCCGACAGUAUCGUGGAAGCCCCAUUACCAAAGCGCAUUUGUGUUGCAAGAUCAAGCAGGUGGUUCGAAAAAAGAAGAGACAACAUAAUGUAUUUCAUUAUCUUAAAUAAUAACGUUUGUUUAAUUUGACAUUUAUAUUUAUAAAAUUUCAUUAUUAUUAUUAUUAUUGUUAUUAUUAUUAUAGACACCAUAAGAUUAUUUUAAAUAUUAUUAAUAUACGCGGAAAUAAAUACGUACACAUUAUAAACAAUAGUAAAUAUUAUUAAUAUAUUUUUCAUACAUACAUCUAAAUAAAAUUUAUUAAGACACAAUAAUGUUAUUAUUACGGUUAAUAAAUAUAAUACAAUCAUAA